GCCGAGCAAUUUCCGGUCUGUAUGAGCAGUGCACGCCAAUGUGAACAGUCCCGAAGCGAGACGAAUUAGAACAAGAAUAACAUCGAGAACGACGAUGAAUAAUGAAAUGAGAAUGAAUAUGGAGUUUUGACCGACAUAUGACCAAAUAAUGUCCGAAACAUGUAACGACAACAAAUAUUCAUAUACCGGAAGUCCCGCCCUCUCUAUCACCGGUAACGCUGAUUUGGUCAAUCUUGUCCCAGACGGUCCGAGAGGAAAACGCUGAGAACGAGGUUAGUCAGAGCCAGCAGGUCUUCUUCGGCGGUGGAGACGCAGGGAUACUUUUUCACCUUUGCAAGCAACUGAUGCUAUUAUCGCUUGGAGUUUAGUAACGUGUUAUUAAUGGGAACAUUUGGAUGCCGUUAAAGACGAAGUCUGAAUAACUAAUCUCGCAGUAUUUCCAUCGCUGCAGACGAACCGCCAGCCUCUCCUCUGUGAGGUGAGAUGGUUCCUCAAAACACAGAUCUACUGUACCGGGAACAGUGGCCUGCUCUCUGAGCUCAUCUACCGGUGGAUCGACGGGAUCUAUUCACAGUGAUUUCAUAUUAUUCACGGUGUAGCGUCACCAUCAGGAGAUCCUGAUCAGUAACCAGCAGAACCACUCGGAGGUCGAGGAAGCGACAGGAUAACCAGGAGGAGAUGGAGCCAUGCAAAGCUGGGGGGGUGAUCGCCUUCAUCAGCUCGGCCACCAGCCCAGAGUCCUGCCACAGCGACCCACCCGGCCGCCCGUCUCUGCCGGUGCCCCCCCGUGGCGCCCCUCCCCCUGCCGUCGGACCGCCCCCACCGGCCGCACCCCAGAAAUCUGGCCGCGCUUCCAACAUCACUCCCAAAGGAAGUAUCACAAAGCUCAGCGGGCUGGUGCUGCUGUGUAAGGUGUGCGGCGACGUGGCCUCAGGGUUCCACUACGGGGUCCAUGCCUGCGAGGGUUGCAAGGGCUUCUUCCGCCGCAGCAUCCAGCAGAACAUCCUCUACAAGAAGUGCCUGAAGGACGAUGGCUGCCCCAUCAUGCGCAUUAACCGCAACCGCUGCCAGCAGUGCCGCUUCAAGAAGUGUCUGCUGGUCGGGAUGUCCCGGGACUCUGUGCGUUUUGGUCGCAUCCCGAAGCGUGAGAAGCAGCGCAUGCUGCUGGAGAUGCAGAGCGCCAUGAACAACAUGAUGACCAACGGCGACCUCCACGCCAACCAGCAGCUCGCCAUCGCGCCGGUGGCCCUCCCAGCCCCCCCCGCUGACCCCGUGGAGCCGGGCCCGGUGCCGGCGGUCGCCAUGGACACGGGCCCCAGCUCCGCCUCCGACAGCGGGGAGGAGGAGGUGAUCGGCUCGGUGACGCGGGCCCACCGCGAGGACUUCAUGUACAACCAGGAGCAGGGGCGCGGCCUCUCCUCCGGCGGGACCCCCCCCUCCCCCUCGGACCUCCAGGACGGCGGCGUGGGCGUCGCUGAUGGCAUCAAGGUGUCUUCCUAUAGGACGCCGGGCACGGAGGAGCGGCAGGAGGCCUGGACCAACCUUCACAACAACCUGUCCACAGUCGCCGCCAUGGGCCCCCCGACCGCAGGCGGCUCUGGCCCUCAGGGGCCUGAGGCCCUCAGCCCGGGGGACCGCUGCCCCUACAGACUGCCUUACAUCUCCCCCGGGGGCCAGUGCCCGGCCAACCCCCACGGCUCCUUCAAGGGCCCCCCCCACCACGCCGUCGGCGGGGGCAACAGAAUGCACCUGGUGUGUCCCAUGAACCUGUCCCCCCACGUUGACCCCCACAAGUCGGGCCAGGGCGUGUGGGCCGAGUUCUCCCAGAGCUUCACCCCUGCCGUGCGGGAGGUGGUGGAGUUUGCCAAGAAGAUCCCGGGCUUCAGGGACCUGUCGCAGCACGACCAGGUCAGCCUGCUGAAGGCUGGCACCUUCGAGGUGUUAGUGGUGCGCUUUGCGUCGCUGUUCGACGUUAAGGAUCGCACCGUGACCUUCCUGGGCGGCAGGAAGUACGGCGUGGAGGCGCUGCGGGCCAUGGGCGCCGGAGAUCUGCUCGCCUCGAUGUUGGACUUCAGCCAGAAGCUCAGCAGCCUCGGCCUGAGCGAGGAGGAGAUGAGCCUGUUCACGGCCGUGGUUCUGGUGUCCGCAGACCGCUCGGGCAUCGAGAACGUGAACUCGGUGGAGGCUCUGCAGGAGACUCUGAUCCGGGCGCUGCGCAGCCUGAUCUCCAAGAACCACCCGCCCAGCGACACGGCCGUGUUCACCAAGCUGCUGCUCAAGCUGCCCGACCUGCACACCCUCAACAACAUGCACUCUGAGCAGCUGCUGGCCUUCAAGGUCCACUCCUGAACCACCCCCGGGUGCUGAGCCGCCCGGCGUGGUGGUAGGACACCGCCACCCCCAUCAGCAGCUCGCAGGAACCUGCAAUCAAACCUCCGUUUCAUUGGACCUCUGACCUCCUUUGACGCCGCCACUAGCGCAGCUAGCUAGCGCCAUGUCCCCCAGAGGGCUGGAGGACAGGGAGCUGGACUGAAGAGGCCCCCACGUAUGACCAGGGGCCCGGGCUGCUGCAGACCGUGAAACUUCAUUAUACUGUAGGGCUGAAAGGCCUCUGUUGUGGGGACACAGACCAACGAAGGCACUGACUCCAUGUUAUAUAUGUUAUAUAUAUUUAGUUUCUCCUUGUGUUAGGUGUGCGAGUGUAUAGCAAAUGAAAAAAAAUAUUUUUGCAGAUGUUAGGAGCGUCUGCUUUGUAUAGUGUAGACUUGGUUGGCAUUAAUAGUGCAAUAUGUGACUGCUUCUGGCUGUUUCCUCCUGCUCCAGGAGUUGCCGGUGGCCUGGAGGCAGAAGUAAGACAGAAGAGACAAUAAAGGAGAUGAAAUGAUUGGAAUGAACUGAGCAGCCACCAGAUUGGCUGAAAUAAUAAAACGACCAAGAAUGUCUUUGUUAGACAA
Gadus macrocephalus (Pacific cod) is the source of this 2954-nucleotide messenger RNA. It is a transcript of the gene nr1d2b, whose product is annotated as nuclear receptor subfamily 1, group D, member 2b. Bases 679 to 2349 code for a protein of 556 amino acids. Gene Ontology annotation, molecular function: nuclear receptor activity; RNA polymerase II cis-regulatory region sequence-specific DNA binding; zinc ion binding. The record is from RefSeq and is a predicted model, not a curated record. Lineage: Eukaryota; Metazoa; Chordata; Actinopteri; Gadiformes; Gadidae. The transcript is spliced from 8 exons. Gene Ontology annotation, biological process: positive regulation of transcription by RNA polymerase II; hormone-mediated signaling pathway; negative regulation of transcription by RNA polymerase II.